Messenger RNA from Sarcophilus harrisii (Tasmanian devil), 1740 nucleotides. RefSeq names its product phosphate cytidylyltransferase 1, choline, beta (gene PCYT1B). Gene Ontology annotation, biological process: CDP-choline pathway. The transcript is spliced from 8 exons. NCBI's taxonomy places the organism in Eukaryota, Metazoa, Chordata, Mammalia, Dasyuromorphia, Dasyuridae. The coding region runs from base 312 to 1376 and encodes 354 amino acids. Gene Ontology annotation, molecular function: phosphatidylcholine binding; choline-phosphate cytidylyltransferase activity. The record is from RefSeq and is a predicted model, not a curated record.
CAGCAUAACAGUAGGACUAUUGGGCAGAACACAGCAAGUAUAAAUGAACUCCAGUACAGAAGAGACUGAAGAUUUGGGGUUAAAGUACAGUACCCACAACUUUGGAUUUAAUUGAUUCAUUGUUUUUAACACUGAUAACUACGCUGAGUUCAUCUUUAAGCUUUCUUUGGAUAGAUGAAGUGAGCAUAAACUUGGGUCAGCUGCUUUCGAUACAAAAGACGGGAAUUUCAUUGCUUUAAGAGAUAUUAGAACAGUUCUGAGGAAAAGGAAGCAGACCAAGACUGAAGCUAUAAAAGAAUCCAACAGUGAAGAUGGUAGGCUGCCAGGAAUGCAGGGCAGAAGAGGAGAUGGGGGACAUCUAUACCCCCAAAUUAUCACACAAGACUCUGACCGCACCUGCCCCAUUUGCAGAUGAAACCAGCUGCCAGUGCCAAGCCCCCCAUGAAAAAUUGACCAUUGCUCAGGCCCGCUUGGGAACACCAGUUGACAGACCUGUUAGAGUGUAUGCAGAUGGAAUAUUCGACCUCUUCCAUUCUGGCCAUGCUAGAGCACUUAUGCAAGCUAAAACACUGUUUCCCAACAGCUACUUGCUGGUAGGAGUUUGCAGUGAUGACCUCACUCACAAAUUCAAAGGCUUCACAGUAAUGAAUGAAACAGAGAGAUAUGAGGCUCUCAGGCACUGUCGAUACGUAGAUGAAGUCAUCAGAGAUGCUCCAUGGACACUCACACCAGAGUUCUUAGAAAAACACAAGAUUGAUUUUGUGGCCCAUGAUGACAUUCCAUAUUCCUCUGCUGGUUCUGAUGAUGUUUACAAGCAUAUAAAGGAAGCAGGAAUGUUUGUCCCAACGCAGAGAACAGAAGGCAUCUCCACAUCAGACAUCAUCACUAGAAUUGUCCGUGACUAUGAUGUUUAUGCCCGACGUAACCUCCAAAGAGGGUACACAGCUAAAGAGCUGAAUGUUAGUUUUAUAAAUGAGAAGAAGUACCGUUUCCAGAACCAAGUGGAUAAAAUGAAGGAGAAAGUCAAGAAUGUAGAAGAAAAAUCAAAGGAAUUUGUUUAUAAGGUAGAAGAAAAGAGCCAUGAUUUAAUUCAGAAGUGGGAAGAGAAGUCUCGAGAGUUUAUCGGCAACUUUCUAGAACUCUUUGGACCUGAUGGAGCUUGGAAACAGAUGUUCCAAGAACGCAGUGGACGGAUGCUCCAGGCACUAUCCCCGAGGCAGAGCCCAACCAGCAGCCCGACAAGGGGUCGGUCUCCUUCCCGUUCCCCCUCUCCCACUUUCCCAUGGCUCCCAAACAAAACCUCUCCGCCUUCUUCUCCUAAAGCAGCCUCAGCCUCCAUCAGCAGCAUGAGUGAGGGGGAUGAGGAUGAGAAGUAAUGCAAUGAUUGUUGGCGAACUGGAUCCAAGAACCGCAGGGAGGGAUGAGUGGACCUUGCACACAGAGGGAUGGGGAGGGUGGGGGGUCAAGAGUGACUGAAGGCAAGUGUCUGAAGCGAGCACCUUUGAGAUGGAAGGGUCAAGGUGAGACCUGGAACUCUAAUGGGAGGAGUCUCAGCAAUGACUCUGUGCCCUCUUGUUUCUACACCAUCCUCAGGCACAUGCUCAGCAUGGAGUUUGCCAGUUGCAACUCAGGACUGAUGGAACUGAACCAACGGUCACCAUCUGUAUUUUAUCACUGUUGUGGGAGACAGAGAGAACCAGGAAGAAUUUGCACUGAAUAGAGCUAUUUUCUGCUUCUGGG